Messenger RNA from Gadus morhua (Atlantic cod), 1997 nucleotides. RefSeq names its product E3 ubiquitin-protein ligase TRIM39-like. The transcript is spliced from 2 exons. Bases 191 to 1813 code for a protein of 540 amino acids. Gene Ontology annotation, molecular function: zinc ion binding; protein binding. The record is from RefSeq and is a predicted model, not a curated record. NCBI's taxonomy places the organism in Eukaryota, Metazoa, Chordata, Actinopteri, Gadiformes, Gadidae.
UUUGAAGAGGUUCCACGGUGAAUGAAUGUAGUGCACUGCGCUCACGUACCGUGGGGGCGGAGCCAGAAGGGGAAAGGAAGUCAUGUUGAGGAAACGAAACCUAAAGCACCACAACGUGGAUGCAGUUCUCUAUUUCAGGAGAAUAUUAACACGCAUUAAAUAGUCUGACAGACAGAAACAACAACAAGGAAUGGCCUCUGCUAUCGCUUCCUGGUCUGGAGAGAACUUUUCAUGUCCCAUCUGUCUGGAUGUGUUCAGCAGUCCAGUCACCACACCAUGUGGACACAACUUCUGCAGAACCUGUAUUACUAAGUUCUGGGAUGAACAAGUCCAGUUCAAAUGUCCUGUUUGCAAUGAGCUUUUCGACACAAGACCUGAUCCACGGGUCAAUACCCUCUUAUCAGAGUUGGCCUCUCAGUUUAGAACUAAUGUAAAAGUAAAAGAACCUUGUGUUGAACAAGCAGAAGUUCCCUGUGAUGUCUGUACCGGGACCCAGCUGAAGGCGCUGAAGUCCUGCCUAGUGUGUCUUAUCUCGUAUUGCCAAACCCACCUGGAGCCACAUCAGAGAGUCGCAGGCCUGAAGAAACAUCGGCUGGUCGAGCCUAUGGACCGUCUGGAAGACAGGAUGUGUAAGAAACACGACCGACUUCUGGAGCUCUUCUGCAAGACUGAACAGGUGUGUGUGUGUCAGUUCUGCACAGAGACAGACCACAAGUUCCACCCUGUUGUACCUCUAAAGAAAGAAUAUGAAGUGAAGUUGGCCCAGCUGGGGAAGAUAGAGUCUGGAGUUCAGCAGAUGAUCCAGGAGAGGCAACAAAAGAUAACGGAGAUAAAAGACACAGUAGAAUUGAGCAAGAAAGAAGCAGACAGAGACAUUGCAGAUGGUUUGCAGAUCCUCACUGCUCUGACGCGCCGCAUUGAAAAGUGGCAGGAUGAUUUCAACCAAACGGUUAAAGAAAAACUGAAAUCCAAAGAGAAACAAGCUGGAGACCUCAUCAAAGAGCUGGAGCAGGAAAUAGAAGAUCUGACCAAUAGAAGCUUACAGGUGAAGCCACUCUCACACACUAAAGACCACCUCCACUUCCUCCAGGCCUUCAGAUCCCUGAUGAAUCCUUCACACACCAGGGACUGGACGACGGUGGAGAUCCGUCCUCCGUCAUGCGUAGAGACCUUGAGGAGAUCCUUGGAUCAGCUGGAGGAGACACUGAACAUGGAGAUGAAGAAGCUGCGUGAUGCUGAACUGAAGAGGGUCCAGCAGUAUGAAGUAGAUGUGACUCUGGAUCCUGAUACAGCGCAAACCACGCUCAUCCUGUCUGAGGAUGGGAAACAAGUACAUGAUGGAGGUGUAGGGAAGAAACUCCCAGGCAACCCUAAGAGAUUUACAUUCCAUAUAUUUGUUCUUACAAAGCAGAGCUUCUCCUCUAGGAGGUUUUACUUUGAGGUCCAGGUUAAGGAACAUACUGCAUGGCGUUUAGGAGUGGCCAGCGAGUCCAUCAACAGAAAAGGUCAGAUAAUAGUGACCCCUGAGAUGGGCUACUGGACUCUUAAAUUUGACAAAGAUGGGUUGGUAUUUCAGGAUAACCCUGUUGUCCGUCUCCCUCUGGGAGCUGAGCUCCAGAAGGUUGGGGUGUUUGUUGAUUAUGAUGAGGGUGUGGUCUCCUUCUAUGAUGUGGAAGCCAGGGUUCAUAUCUACUCUGCUACUGGCUGCACCUUUAGUGAGCCCCUCUAUCCAUUCCUUGCUCCAUGUUUCUGUGGUAAUCAUGGUAUAAACUCUCCCCCCAUGAUCAUCUCACCUGUCAAUCAAAAAGACUAAGGUCUUUGUUGUUGAUAAUGAAAUAAUCAAUCAACCAAACCUAAGGUAGUUUCCUGAAUGAGUAUCUACUCUAUGAGAUCUCAGAGAACUGCAUUAAUGUUGCACUGCUGGAGAAAUUCAUUAGGAAAAUAACUCUUACUAUUAUCAAAUAUAACCCAUUGUAAAUUAUUAAAUUCCACUAUGU